GGAAGCCAGGACAUGAUUUGGCACCCAUGUGGAUUCUGGUAUUGCAGGUGGUGACUUUACCAGCCAGGUCACCACACGGGCCCUGCUUACUGGCUGUGUCUCUCCUUUUUAGGAUUCUGUGAUAAUACACAAGCGUUGUUUUUCUGUAUUGAGACUGCUGCUGAAACCUUUCUUCACACCUUGUAUCUCAUUUUGCUUCCAUUAGAUCAUGGUUUUCUAGCACAUUGGGAUUUAUCUUUGGUGUUAAAUUUAUAGCUGUUUUCCUAGCAAGUUCAGGAAAUAAAGAGCAUCCUAUGUGAUUAUUCUUUAGUGUUUAAUGUUGUUCUCACCCAUCAGUUUCACUCGCAACAGGAAUAAUGACAGUAAAUGCAACUUUUCUUGAAAGUGCUCUUUUGUGAGACCCUGAAGGAUCUGAAGGUAGGAGAAUCUGCUGGAAUACUAGCCUACCGAACGAUGCAGAUUAGCUUCUAGUAUGCCUCUGGGUCAUGUCACUUGUUGAUCCCUGUACAAGUCAUCUUGGACUAAACGCUUUUUCUCAGAUUUGCCUUUUACUUUGCUCUCUAAAAUUGGGAGGGAAAUGUUACUUAAUACAUGAUGGAUGAUGUAUCAGUUCCCAAUGAGAUAGAGAUAUAUUGCUGAAUGUUUUCAUACAGUGGGGGAUCAAAUGAUUAAAACUCAAAAUGUGGUAUAUUUUACAAAUCUUGCUCUCUAAUGUUUUAUACAUGUUGCCCUCAGUGGCAUCUGUGGGUGCUGUGAGAUUGAGCAAGAUUCACUCUGUGAGCUUAUGUCUCGUUUUCAGCACAGUGGUGGCAGGUCGUGAGGUUCCAAGGUAAUGAGUCACUGAGUGUGGGAGGCCCCGGCUGACUGGGGACUGGGAGGCGUGUGGUAGCUGCGGUAAGGAUACUAAAACAUACUUUACAUCUCAGAUGCAGCUAGGCUUGGGGAAGAUGCAUUUGCUUUCUCUAUGUUUAGCUUCAAGGCCUUCUUGCCUAGGAUCCCGUAUGAAAGGUUGAGAGGAAAAAUUUGGACCAUAAGUCAUAAAUGAAAGCAGUUUGUGAAUUGUGAUUACAAUUAUUUACUUGUACUAAUAGUUAUUUGCCAUAAAAUUGGCAAUUGGAAACAGAAGAACAGGUUUAUUACCAGAAUUUUUUAGGUGCUUAUUAUUUGAAAGGCACAGAGAAGCAGACUUCUCCCCUACACUGGUUCACUCCCCAGAUGCCCGCAACAGCCAGGAACCUCUACCCAGGUAGGAGGCUGGUGCCCAAGAACUUGAGCCAUCUGUUAACUGAGUGCUAAAAUCUAAUCUUGGGUAUCCAGUUCUCCUUUGUGGUUUGGUUUGUUAAUAAUUGAAGUACCUAAGGGUUCUGGGUGUGAACUGUUCAUACUUUAUAAUUAACUUAGAUGGAAUCCAGGAAGCUAAGAUUUUCUGUUGAAGUAACUAAGAAAGUAUGUGUCUUUAAAAAUACAUACAAAUAACUAACAUAUGAAAAUGGGAAAAAGCUUGAUUAUCUUUUUAUAACAUAAACCUUAAAUAUGGAAAUGUUUUUAAGCUUGUUACUGUCUUCCUGCUUUUAGUUUGGGUGUAUAGGAGUCUGCUUAUCAAAAAUUUUAUUAGUGUUGAUGCUGACUGGCCUUUUUUUUUUAAUCUGUGUAAACAUGACCCUAGACAGCUGUGUUUAAUAAAGUAAAGAUCCAUGGGGAGACUUUGCAGUGUCUGUGUGUGUUAGUAUCUAAAGGACGUCACUUAGGCUUUGAAGCUGAGGUUACCUAACUGAAUGCGGAAUGCCUGUAUGUCUGUAUAGUUUUCUGUUCCAGAGGUUAUUGACAACAAAGUUAAACGGACAGUAUUCAGUCAGAUAACUAUUGUGGAAGUAUUUGUUUUCACAUGGCUGUGUUCUGUUGCCGGUCCACCAGAGAUCUGUCUGGGACUUUCCUUUGGAUCUGUGCAGCCUCCAGAACUCUGUGAAGGAGAUGCUCUCAUCAGGUCAACUACUCCAAUUGUGACGUCUGUUAUGGCAGCCCUGGCCCGCCAACACACCUGUGAGGGAGUAGCAGGGCCUCUGGUAUGCACCUGAAGCCACACUGGAAACUGCAGAAGGGAGAACACCCCCUGGAAACCCGCAGGGAACUGCUGGAGACUCUUAUGAGCCCUGCAAAGGCCAGCCAGGAAGCCCCACGGAGAGCCGCCUGCCGGAAGCCAGCCUUCCCUUGGCAUACACCUGCCAGCACCUCGGCCCGCCAGCCUUUGGGGAUCCUUCCCCCAAAUGUCCUGUGCAGAAUGAGUGGGCAGAGCCCUCUAGAGAACGGCCUGGAUGUCAAGACUAAGAAGAAUGCGCCAUCUACAACCAUUCACCAGGGCGAGCCCGCCGACGGGCCACUCGAUAUCUGGGCUGUUGUGAGGCCGGGCAAUACCAAGGAAAAGAUCGCCUUCUUCGCGGCCCACCAGUGUAGCAAUCGGAUAGGAUCAAUGAAAAUCAAAAGCUCCUGGGAUAUCGAUGGGCGAGCUACUAAAAGAAGGAAAAAGUCAGGGGAGCUUAAAAAGGCCAAGAGCCAGUUAGAAAGGAUGCAGGAUGUGAGCGGCAGGAGCUGCCCGCCUGAGCCUUGUGCGUGUAGCGCUGAGCUCUGCACCCUGCAAGCCGGGAGUGACGGUGGUGAGGGUGGCCAGGCCGGCAGGCCGCUCUCUGUCAUCCAGAUGGUGGCCUUGCUGGAGCAGCGGGCCAGCGCCCUGCUGGCCAGCUGUGCAAAGACCAGCACUAGCUCCUCCGCCAUCGCCAGGCCGAAUGGCCAACCCCGCACUGGGGCCCUGUCCUCAGAGCCCUGCGGAGCCCAAGGAGCUCGUGAGGAACCCGCGGGAAGGGGAAGCCCCGAGAUUGGGGAGCCACCGAGCGAACCAGUGCGUGUCCUGGACAUGGUGGCCAGGUUGGAGUCGGAGUGCCUGAAACAGCAGAGCCAGCGUGAGGCCGGCAGCCUCUCGCGCAACAACAGCUUCCGCCGGCACGUGGGUAGGGUGCUGCUAGCCACUGGUGCCCAAGCUGAGGAUACCAAGACAUGCCGUGGCAUCCCAGAGGCCCCCAGCACCCGCCUGAGUCCCGCACGCUCUUUGUCCGUGGACCGCUGCUCCCCUGCGGGGGAGCGUGCAUGGGAUGGCGGCCCCCGGGGCUGCCCCCCACUGCCCAUGGGUGGCAAUUUCCACCCCAGCUGCCCAGGAUUAGAGCCAGGACAGCCAAGUACAGUGAAGAACAGUGACAGGUAUGAUGUGGAGAUGACAGAGGAACUUGUGAGGCCUCCGUGUCCUCCUCACACCUGCCCCCAAGCCGCCGAACCAGCCCAGGGUGCAGGCGAGCGUGGGAGUCGGGAGCUUGAGCCGCUGGGUGGCCAGAGCCCCAAGCCGCGAAGUAAAGAGUCUGUGUGCAUUCGCAUCACCGUGGCCAAGGUGGAGGCCGACCAGCCCUCUCCGUUAGCUGCCUGCGAGGACCCUCUUCCAGGGAUGCUCUUCUUCCUGCCACCUGCUCAGCACCAGGCACCCUGUGUCCCGCCAAACAAAAGCACAAUGCAAGAGCCCUCGGCAGCCACAGAGCCUGACACCCCCGCCGAGGGGCAUGCCGACCUUGACCCCGAAGGCCAGAGCACUGCCACUGAGCCCGGCGCAUCCCUGGCCUCUCCCGCUGAGCCGCCCCUGCCCGUGCUGGAGGCCUCCGCUUGCAAGAAGCAGGUGUCCCAUGACUUUCUGGAGACGAGGUUCAAAAUCCAGCAACUUUUGGAGCCUCAGCAGUACAUGGCUUUUCUGCCCCACCACAUUAUGGUGAAAAUCUUCAGGUUACUGCCCACCAAGAGCCUCGUAGCUCUUAAGUGUACCUGCUGCUACUUCAAGUUCAUCAUCGAGUACUACAACAUCCGGCCAGCGGAUUCCCGUUGGGUCCGGGAUCCACGCUACAGGGAGGAUCCUUGCAAGCAAUGCAAGAAGAAAUAUGUGAAAGGGGACGUGUCCCUCUGCCGGUGGCACCCCAAGCCCUAUUGCCAGGCCCUGCCCUAUGGGCCCGGGUACUGGAUGUGCUGCCACCGUUCUCAGAAGGCCUUCCCUGGUUGUAAGCUGGGGCUCCAUGACAAUCACUGGGUCCCUGCUUGCCACAGCUUCAACCGGGCGAUUCACAAGAAAGCCAAGGGCACUGACACCGAGGAGGACUACUGACUUGCAGCACAGGGAGGCAGCCGCAGGCCCGGCCGGAACCACUGUGGGCCUUGCUGACCAGGUGUCACUCUGCAGAGGUCCACUGGGACCGGGACCUCUGGCACGCAGGCGUUUUCUGAAUCUACGUACAAGCUGGACAGAACUGGUCGCAUUGCUCCUGGGGAUGCCUCACUGUGGAGCUGGCCUGGUGCCCGCAGCUUGAUGCACUUGGCUGUGAAUUUGUCUUCCUAGCUGCCGCCCAUUCUCCAAGGAUAGGGGCCGACGCUGUCAAGGACAUUGUUAAGAGUUUGCUGCAGAUUCUGCAGGCAGGCCCCUCGGAGGGUCAGAGCACCGGUGGCGUCCUUGAAGUCUUGGAAUGAUAUCCCCUGGGGGGCCCAGCAGACUCUGGCUGGACGGUGUGCUUGCCCGGGGAGAGUCAGCACCUUACCUUUGAACCCUGUAUGCCUGGUCCGGGAGCGUGGUGUUUGUGGUGGGAGAUGGCUGUCGUGCCCUGCGGUGUUUACAGUGUAUAUAGUGGUUGUGUUUUCCUAGGGCUGUGAAAGUGCACAUUAAACCCCGGGCGCCUUUCCCUUCCCCUGUAGACAAGUGCUUUGCCCUCUGUACGUGACGCGAUGAGAGCCCCGCUGUAUAUUACGGAUGCUAGCGCAACACCAUAAUCACCACAGUGCGGCUAGGGUAGUGUUGCGGCUCGAAUUGUGUGAUUUUUUUUUUUAUUGUCUCAAAUUUGUACAUUCUGUAUAAAAUAUGAAUAUUGCCUAAAUAAACUAUGAAUGUUUCCUGUGUAAUCUAUGAAUGUUUCUGGGAAGAGACUAAAUAGCUAAGGGUUACCCUGUUCAAAGGAUACCAAAUGAUGGUUUAACUGGACAACCUUCCAAUUAGCAUAGAUAGAGAACAAUCUGUUAUAUUUUAGUGAUCCACCAAGAAUGAGAGAAUUAUAUAGUCAGAUUAUAAACAUUCUUGUUUACUUUAUUCUUUGGUUGCAAUUUUUUUUAAAGCUUCAAUAAAAACAUGCAUUUUAAAUGGG
This is a messenger RNA of Ochotona curzoniae (black-lipped pika), 5213 nucleotides long. RefSeq names its product F-box protein 34 (gene FBXO34). Gene Ontology annotation, molecular function: protein binding. The coding region runs from base 2066 to 4189 and encodes 707 amino acids. Lineage: Eukaryota; Metazoa; Chordata; Mammalia; Lagomorpha; Ochotonidae. The transcript has 4 exons. The record is from RefSeq and is a predicted model, not a curated record.